This is a messenger RNA of [Torrubiella] hemipterigena, 399 nucleotides long. The record is from the annotation of a GenBank genome assembly. Lineage: Eukaryota; Fungi; Ascomycota; Sordariomycetes; Hypocreales; Clavicipitaceae.
AUGCACAGGUGCCGAGCCCUGACGUCGCUAGCGUUUUUGGGGGCGGCCGAAUUGCCCGAUGAAGACAAAUGGACACUAAAAACGAGCUGUCAUCGACGAGAAUCAGGCUACCGAUGCAGAUGCACUCAAGUGCCGUGGCGAGAAAUAGUGGUUGACAGCGGUGAUGCAGAAGAGGCGACAAAGCAGAGAUUUAAGUUCAAUGAUCAACAUUUAUUCACAGUACAGAGGCAUUUGAAAGGACCACCAAAGGUACUCUUCAAAGAUGGGCGACCGACCCCGAUAUCCGACACCAGCCGCCACGAACCUCGACUGCAUCUCAAACGGGCCGUUCAAGAAAAACACCGACGAUCGGUCGGCGUUCGAUUCCUCCGUCCGUCGGACGCAGUCCAAAAUCGGUAG